Molecule: messenger RNA, 3153 nt
Organism: Anopheles marshallii
Lineage: Eukaryota; Metazoa; Arthropoda; Insecta; Diptera; Culicidae
Gene: Clbn
Product: ribosome quality control complex subunit NEMF homolog
Exons: 2
Coding region: 1-3153 (1050 amino acids)
Biological process (GO): rescue of stalled cytosolic ribosome; ribosome-associated ubiquitin-dependent protein catabolic process
Cellular component (GO): RQC complex
Molecular function (GO): tRNA binding; ribosomal large subunit binding
Source: RefSeq, a predicted model, not a curated record
AUGACGAAAACACGCUUCAAUACCUACGACGUUGUGUGCUCCGUUACGGAGUUACAGAGAUUGAUUGGCAUGCGAGUGAACCAAAUCUAUGACAUAGAUAACAAAACGUAUCUGAUCCGGUUAGCUCGAAAUGAGGAGAAGGUGGUGCUACUGCUGGAAUCUGGAUUGCGCUUCCAUACCACGAGCUUUGAGUGGCCAAAGAACGUGGCACCGUCCGGUUUUACGAUGAAGAUGCGUAAGCAUCUGAAAAACAAGCGCCUCGAAAGCCUGCAGCAAUUAGGUGUGGAUCGCAUUGUCGACUUUCAGUUCGGAACCGGCGAAGCAGCGUAUCACAUUAUUCUGGAGCUGUACGACAGAGGCAACAUACUGCUGACGGAUUGUGAUCUGCGCAUACUGAACAUUCUAAGACCGCACGUUGAAGGCGAAGAACUACGUUUUGCGGUACGCGAAAAGUAUCCUAAGGAUCGGGCCAAACAGGAUAAUGGACCGCCGUCGAUGGAACAGAUCAAAGAAGCGAUUCAAAAGGCGCACCCGGGUGAUACGCUGCGUACGGCUCUGAACCCAAUACUGGAGUACGGUGCGUCGGUAAUCGACCAUGUUCUGCACAAGCAAGGACUGUUCGGUUGCCGCAUUGGGGGUGAACUUCCGGCCGAUCCAGCACUUCCGAAGAAGGUGAAAAAGAAACAGAAAAAUAUUGCGAAAGAGUUCGCGAAAGUUUUUAACAUGGAGACAGAUCUUGCACCUUUGAUGAGCGCCAUCAACGAUGCGGAAAACAUGCUACGGGAGGCUCAAAAACAACCUUCCCCCGGAUACAUUAUACAGAAGAAGGAAGUGAAACCGACCAAGGAAGGCGAGAAGGAAGAGUUUUACUUCACGAACUUGGAGUAUCAACCGUACUUGUACAACCAAUACCAGGGCGAACCGUUCAAGGCGUUCGACUCAUUCACGAUAGCGGUAGAUGAGUUUUACUCUUCGCUGGAAAGUCAAAAGAUUGAUCUUAAAGCCUUUGCUCAGGAGCGUGAAGCGCUGAAGAAGCUGUCCAACGUAAAGACCGAUCAUGCAAAACGUAUCGAAGAGUUGACGAAAACACAGCUCGAAGAUCGCAAGAAGGCAGAACUGAUUACACGCAACCAAGAUCUGGUUGAUAAAGCGUUGCUAGCUGUGCAGAGCGCGCUGGCAGCUCAAAUGUCCUGGACCGACAUACAGGAUUUGGUGAAGGCAGCCCAAGCGAACAAGGAUCCGGUGGCAUCCUGUAUUCGUCAGUUAAAGCUCGAAAUUAAUCACAUCUCGUUGUACCUUACCGAUCCGUACGCGUCAUUGGACGAGGAAAACAGUGAAGACGAAGAAGAGAGCGAACGGGAAGACGACGAGGCAAAGCUGGAACCGAUGGUCGUUGAUAUCGAUCUGGCCCUGUCGGCAUUUGCGAAUGCGAGGCGUUACUAUGACCAGCGUCGCUUUGCGGCACGCAAGGAACAGAAAACGAUCGAGUCUAGCUCGAAAGCGUUGAAAAACGCGGAACGGAAAACGAUACAGACGCUCAAAGAUGUCCGCACGCAGACGACGAUCUCGAAGGUGCGCAAGGUGUAUUGGUUCGAGAAGUUUUAUUGGUUUGUUAGUUCGGAGAACUAUCUGGUUAUUGGUGGGCGGGAUCAGCAACAGAACGAGCUAAUAGUGAAGCGUUACAUGAGACCGACCGAUAUUUAUGUGCACGCCGAAAUUCAGGGCGCAUCGAGCGUAAUAAUCAAAAAUCCUGCCGGUGGUGAGAUUCCACCGAAAACGCUACUCGAAGCGGGCACUAUGGCCAUCUCGUACAGUGUCGCCUGGGAUGCGAAGGUAGUAACGAGCGCUUAUUGGGUGCAUAGUGAGCAGGUCAGCAAGACAGCCCCAACGGGAGAAUAUCUCACGACCGGUAGUUUCAUGAUCAGAGGACGGAAGAACUUCCUGCCACCCUGUCACUUGGUGUUGGGCCUGUCGUUUCUUUUCAAGCUAGAAGAUAGCUCGGUCGAUCGUCAUCGCGGAGAGCGCAGGGUACGAACUUUUGACGACGAAUCGGUCAUCAGUAAGGAUGACGUUAGAUCGGAAAUAUCCGAACAGCCCGAGCAAGAAAUUCAGCUAGACGACGGUGAAUCAGAUAAGGAUGACGAUCAUGAAGCGGAAUCGUCACAGGCCCAUGGGGAAAUCGAUCGAAAAACAAAAGCAGAAGGAGGCACACUGCCUGAGAAGGUUGCAGCAUUAUCCAUAGUGAAAGAAAUGGAAGAAGAAACCAGCUCGAAAGACGCAUUGGAAGGGCAGCAACAGGAACAUGAUGAAGACCAAGGUUUGCCCCAGUUCCCGGAUACGCACAUCAAAGUGGAACACGAUACCGGCAAAGUAUCGGUACGGCCGGAUCCCAUUUUGCGGCGGUUGACAUCGGAACCGGAUGCCGAAUCGGUGAUAUUUCUCGGCGAUGACAAACCGUACAUAAUACAACCAUCCGCACCGCGCAAGAAACAGAUCUCCAAGAGCAAACAGAAGGCAAAGGAUCUAAAGGAAAAGGAACAGAAAGCGAAGGAAGCACAGAGUGCUCAGGUGAAGGAGGACCAACAGAAGCAAGGUCAGUUGAAGCGUGGCCAGAAGGCAAAGAUGCGCAAAAUCAAGGAAAAAUACAAGGACCAAGACGAUGACGAUCGGAAGCUGAUAAUGGAGAUCCUAAAAUCGGCCGGUAAUCGAAAGCAGGAUGAAGAAACGAAAGAGGAAGCGAAUGCGCGAACGGAUGGACAGGGCGGUGAGAAAAGUGGUGAUCGGAAGCGUACGCCUCGUUUGAAACCGGGAGAGUUUGAAGAGUUCGGUGAUGAUACACCGGCUGCUGCAGAUUUAGAUAUGCUGGAUGCGCUAACCGGCCAACCGGUGGAAGAGGACGAGCUGUUGUUUGCUGUUCCUGUGGUGGCACCGUACCAAUCGUUGCACAACUACAAGUACAAGGUGAAGCUGACACCCGGCACCGGAAAGCGAGGAAAAGCGAGCAAGAUGGCUCUGCAAAUUUUCCUUAAGGAUAAGCAAUGUACGCCACGGGAAAAGGAUCUGCUGAAGGCGAUCAAGGAUGAGGUGCUGGCGCGAAAUAUUCCCGGCAAGGUGAAACUGUCUGCGCCCCAGAUGCAGAAGGUACGAAAGUAA